Messenger RNA from Pezoporus occidentalis (night parrot), 2156 nucleotides. RefSeq names its product bromodomain-containing protein DDB_G0280777-like. Lineage: Eukaryota; Metazoa; Chordata; Aves; Psittaciformes; Psittacidae. Gene Ontology annotation, molecular function: protein kinase A regulatory subunit binding. The transcript has 5 exons. Bases 50 to 2056 code for a protein of 668 amino acids. Gene Ontology annotation, cellular component: cytosol. The record is from RefSeq and is a predicted model, not a curated record.
GAUCUUGAAGAAUCCCCAGCUUUGGAUAAGAAAAUUCUGUUGCCAUAGGAUGGAGGUUGUAAAAGGGGACUUGUGUAGGAGUAGGCAUCAAGAGACAGUCCAGCAGCAGGUUCAUGUGGAUCAAAGUCCAGAGGGAGCUCAGCAACUCUGCUCACCAGUACAGAUAAGGCAAGGACGAGAAGAUCUCUCAUCAGCACAGCUGCAACCCCUUGAUCAGCAGCCCCAGGGAAGGGACAAUGUCCAUGUGCAGCUGCGGAAGCAGACAACACGAGGAGGCAUUGCCCCAAAUAUGGGACCACAAGAAACAGACCAGGGGUGGGAGGCCACGGAGGUGACCGUGCAGGUGUGCCCACAGAAGAUGAGCCAAGGUCUGGAGUCUCCAGAGGUGAAUGUGAAUGUGCGACCUCGGAAGCCAAGCCCAAGAUGGGAGGCCCCAUCAGUUACCGUGCAGGUGCAGUUACAGCAGAGUGGCCGAGGGCCAGCUCUCCCGCAAGUAACUGUACAGGUACAGCCACAGGAGCAGGGACAGGGUAUGGCUGGCAUCAAGGUCACUGUGCAGCUGCAGUUGGGACAUGACCAGGAAGAGGCAAUCUGCCUCCAGGACCAAGGUGAGGAAGUGUUAGGGAAUGGAAAGCAGCUUGUUCCAAAGCAAAAUUGGGGAGAGACAAAAGCAAAAUCUGAAGGUGAGAGUGGACUGGCUGUGAUGGAGCGGGUGCCACAGGGGGCUCCGAGCCAAAGGCAGGAUCAAGGAGGAGAGGCGACAAAACCCCAGCAGGACCAGAGCCAAGAAGAGGGAAGAGUAGAAGUGGUGGAGCUGCAGGUUGAAGACAAUAUAGAGCAGGAUGGGAUGGUGACAGAGGAUCAGACUGAGGAUCAGAGCCAAGAGCAGGAACAGCUAAAAGCAGAUCUACCUCCAGAAGAGGAAGGUCAAAGAGCUCCAGAGAGAAAGCAGGAGCAAGGAAAAGUCCAAGAAUGGCCUAAGGGGAAGGUGAAAGACCAGAAGGAAGACCUGGGGCAUGACAUGUCAAAGAAACGUCCACGAGAGACUCCAAAUUAUUUUGUUGCGAUUCCAAUAACAGAUGAUCAGAUUUUGGACCGAAUUGAAGAUGUCCAAGAGCUCAUAUUCACUAAAGAACCUGAUCUGUUGAGAGCUCUUCUUCCUGUUCAAACUAUGCACUUGACUAUAAUAGUAGCUCACCUGGGAACAGAAGAAGAAAUAAAAAAGGCUGUGCUGGCACUGAAGCAAAGCAAGACUAAAGUGGAAGCCAUCUUGCAGGGUAAAGAACUUAAUAUGAUGUUUCAUGGGAUUGGACAGUUUAACAAUCAAGUCAUAUAUGUGAAAAUGUUGGAGGAAGACCAGAAAACACUGAGCAGAAUUGCAGAAGCUGUAGAAGAAUGCUUUGUGGAAAUGAAUCUCGAUGUUUCAGGGAGUAAGGAUUUCAAACCACAUCUUACUUUCCUAAAGCUCUCCAAAGCACCAAGGUUGAAAAGAAAGGGCUUCAAAAAAAUUUGUUCAGAUCUGUAUAAGGAGUAUGAAAACAGCUACUUUGGCACAGAGGUCUUCAGUCAAAUUGACCUCUGUGCCAUGCGUAAGAAGAAGCAGCAAUCUGGUUACUAUUAUUGUGAGUGUUCGAUUAAUGUGGGCUCCAGCAAUACAGAAGAGAGUAAAGAGCAAGAAGUGCAGACAGAUGGGGCAGAAACCAGUGAAGACCUUCCAAACAGUGCUGCAGAGGCUGAAAUAGGAGCAAAUGCUGCAAGCUAUAAGCUUGCCUCAACAGUAGUAGCUGAUGAUAAACCACCUGAAAAUAUUGCUGAGGCUUUGAUUGCAAGUAAAGAAACUGAAAAUGAGAUGGAGGGACAGCCUGAAGCUGCAGAUGGGAUUCUUCUUGCAGCUGGAGAGAUCUGCUCAGAGUCAGUACUUGGUCUGUUGCCAGCAAGUUCAGAUGCAUUGAAAAGCAUGGAAAAGGAACAAGAAAGUGCAGAGAUAACAGAUGGUAGCUUGCAGAAAACUGAAGCAACUGAAUAUGCACCUGAUGAGCCAACAAGUUCCGGAUAAAGCUGUUGCAGUCAUUUGUGAACUGAGCCCAUGCUUGGUGAUGGUGGUGAAGGCCCACAGCCACGGUGGUGCUGAGCUGCAUCAGGCUGAAAUGGAGGGU